UAAUCAUUCCAAAUGGAUACCACCACCUACACAAAAAUUAAAAAGCAACAAAGGAAAACCAUAUUAAUUUCCCGAUGGAUACUUAUCACAUUUACAAUUAUAUUUGUAACAAUUAUUUUUUAUUUUAUACUGAAAGAAAAAAAUUCAACAACUUCAUCAACCAAAUGUUAUUUUAAACAGAAUCAUUCUACACUAAUAUUUGCGCAAAUUUUAUUUCGACAUGGAGAACGAACACCAUUGGACAUUUCUGGUUAUCCAAAUGAUCCUUAUAAGAAUUAUACUUAUGAACCUUAUGGACCAUCAGCUUUAACACAUAUUGGAAAACGAACACUUUUCGAAGUAGGAAAAUACAUAAAAGCUCAUUAUUGCCACUUAUUACAAAAUUACCACAGAGAUAUCGUAUAUCCACUAUCUUCACCAUUUAUGAGAAGUCGCGUAUCGUUGUUGAUAGUUUUAGCGGCAAUGUUUAGACCAGAAGAGCAGCUAUUUCCUACCGAUGAUCUUAAUUGGCAACCAAUUGCUUAUGAUUAUUACACGUUUAAUAAAGAUACAAUCUUUUUAUAUUUCUUAUUUUGCAAAAGAUUUUCUCAAUUAUAUCGAAGAGAAACUGAAAAAUCUAUAGCGAACAACGAAAUGAAAGGUUUCAAGAAAUUAUUAGAAAAGCUGGAAUUAUUGACAGGUGCUAAAUAUUCAAGUUAUCGGGAUUUAUUUACGUUAUAUUUACAUUUAAAAUUACAGAAAGAUUUUGGUCUUAAACUUCCAGAUUGGACAGAAGAAUAUAUGCCACAACUCGAAGAAUACGAAGCUAUUUCAUAUGUUUUAUCUAGUAGAACUGAAGAACUUAAAUUGUUAUCAGGAGGAUUUAUCUUAACCGAAAUAGUUAAAUCAAUUCAAUCAAAAAUAAAUGAUCCUAAACUGAUACAUCGUAAAAUUAAUUUAUAUUCCGGACACGAUUUUACAAUAGCAAAUUUAAUGGGUACUUUAGGUAUUCAAUUAAAAAAAUCGAUUCCUUACGGUUCAUACAUAUCAAUUGAAUUACAUAAGAUUAAUAAUACGUAUAACAUAAAAGUACUUUAUCAUGAACGAUCAAAGGAACAUCCAAACCCGGAAGUUCUAAUUUUGGAUGGUUGCCAUGAAUUUUGUCCUUUGAAUACAUUUUUGAAACUUUAUGGCCAAUAUAUGGCUACACCUGAUAUGUGUGACGUUAUGGAUGGAUUGAACAUAGCAAAUGCAACCGAAACGUUUUUUGUUUUUGAUGGAAAUCGUCCAUUUCCUGGUGUAUGAUUUUAUUUAUUGAAAAGACAUGAUAUGUAAUAAAAACUACGUAAGAAUUUUAAUAAAAUGUCGUAAUUUU
Messenger RNA from Onthophagus taurus, 1354 nucleotides. Its product is annotated as venom acid phosphatase Acph-1-like. NCBI's taxonomy places the organism in Eukaryota, Metazoa, Arthropoda, Insecta, Coleoptera, Scarabaeidae. Gene Ontology annotation, biological process: dephosphorylation. Gene Ontology annotation, molecular function: phosphatase activity. The record is from RefSeq and is a predicted model, not a curated record.